This is a messenger RNA of Penicillium waksmanii, 753 nucleotides long. Its product is annotated as Aldo/keto reductase. The record is from RefSeq and is a predicted model, not a curated record. NCBI's taxonomy places the organism in Eukaryota, Fungi, Ascomycota, Eurotiomycetes, Eurotiales, Aspergillaceae. Gene Ontology annotation, cellular component: cytoplasm. The transcript is spliced from 4 exons. The coding region runs from base 1 to 753 and encodes 250 amino acids.
AUGUCUAUUCCCAUUCGAGCCCUUGGCCGCGACGGCCCCAAAUUUGCUGUCCAGCAGAGCCUUGAAAUGGGCUUUACUGUCCGCUCUGAUCCCGAGUAUGUCAAGCAGGCUUGUGAAAAGAGCCUUCAGAGACUUGGAGUUGAUACUAUUGACCUGUACUACUGCCAUCGGGAGGACGGAGUGACGCCCAUUGAGAAGACUCUUGAAGCCAUGGUGGAGUUGAAGAACCAAGGAAAGAUCCGAUACCUCGGCCUGUCUAAAGUUUCAGCAGCAACUCUCCGUCGAGCCCAUGCGGUCCAUCCUAUUACCGCAUAUCAAGUGGAAUAUAGUGCUUGGGGCAUCGCCAUUGUGGCCUAUAGCCCCGUCGGCUGUGGGAUUUUGACCGGAGAGAUUCAGUCUCCCGCUGAUUUCCCCGAAAAUGACUUCCGUCGUAUGGCGCCCAAGUAUUCAGAGGAGAACUUCCCUCGGAUUUUGGAGCUGGUUCGGGGGUUGAGGAGUGUGGCUCAGACGCAUGAAGGUACGCCUGCGCAGGUUGCAAUUGCGUGGCUGCUGGCUCAGGGGCCCGAUAUCUUUCCUAUCCCGGGAACCAGGUCAACCAAGAGGGUUGAUGAGAACACUUCGUCUUCUCUGCUGCAGCUGACAGAUAAAGAGGUGCGGGAUAUCCGGAACCUGGUGGGGCGAAUGGAGGUCCCUGGCACUCGGUACCCUGCCAUGCUGAUGGGCAAAAUUCUUGCCGAUACGCCACCGCAGUAG